This is a messenger RNA of Echinococcus granulosus, 6063 nucleotides long. RefSeq names its product Ankyrin-3. Gene Ontology annotation, biological process: signal transduction; regulation of cardiac muscle contraction; protein localization to T-tubule. The record is from RefSeq and is a predicted model, not a curated record. NCBI's taxonomy places the organism in Eukaryota, Metazoa, Platyhelminthes, Cestoda, Cyclophyllidea, Taeniidae. Gene Ontology annotation, cellular component: T-tubule. The transcript has 33 exons. Gene Ontology annotation, molecular function: protein binding. The coding region runs from base 1 to 6063 and encodes 2020 amino acids.
AUGGAACAAAUGGAGAACUCCCUUGACGUUUCAAAUAAGUUAAAUUCGUCCUCAAAUAAUUCCGAUGCCCUCGCCGCAUUAGCCGAACGUGUGGAAGUGCUCAAUAAACUGGUCAAUUCUCAGCUGUCGAAACAGAAUGAUAACCGCGACGAAGCUGAACCGAACAUCAAAGUCUCUAUUGAAUUGCUAAAAAUGGUGAUAAGUGAUGUAAAAGAGGAGCUGGACAAUUUGGGCGAUACCAUCAAGGCGAUUUGGGUUACCUUUUGUCCUCUAUUGCUGCAGAUUGAGGCCAAAAGCGGCAGUGACAGUGCAGACGGGAGGAACGAACUUGAGGCGGCGCUGAACACCUUGAGAUUAGACGUAGCUGAUGUGUGUCAACGUGUCACUGGCAUUAUUAGCAUUUUUGAUAACCCCCACCUUCAAAACUACUUAAGACAAGGUAGUAGAAGGGAUACCGCUGAGCAGGACUGCAAUAAAAUCUCAUCAUCUCUACAACACGUGGCAAAAUUAGAGCAAAAUGAGCCGGUAUUACAACCUGAAGUGAACCAGAACAUUGAGAUUAUCGACUCGAGCGAAAUUUCACAUGACCUGGACGCAGCUCCCCCAGAUGAGGCCGGAACAAUUGCUCCUUUAAGUAGUCCUAAGCAAUCCGAUGCCCGUGCUGGCAAUCUUCCCAAACUCAUCGACGCAAUUGCCAUUCAUGGAGUAGACAUUAACACCUGCAAUGCGAGUGGACUGAAUGCUCUCCAUCUGGCCUCCAAGGAGGGUCACGUGGAGAUCGUCAGGGAGCUUCUUCGUCGUCACAUCGAUGUCAAUCAACCAACCCACAAAGGCAACACCGCACUUCACAUCGCCAGUCUGGCUGGCCAAUUCGAGGUGGCCAAGGUAUUAAUUGAAAACGGCGCUCUUGUCAAUGCCCAAUCACAGAACGGCUUCACGCCCCUCUAUAUGGCAGCCCAAGAAAACCACUUGGAGGUCGUGACUCUUUUACUAGCCAAUGGGGCGAACCCUAGUAUUACCACAGUGGACGGUUUCACGCCACUGGCUGUAGCCCUUCAACAAGGCCACGACCGCACUGUGGCCGUUCUUCUUGAAUCCGAUGCCCGCGGGAAGGUCUGUCUACCUGCUCUCCAUAUUGCUGCCAAGAAAGACGAUGUCAAGGCGGCUAGUCUCCUCCUCAAUGGCGACGUCAAUGUGGAUCACCAAUCAGCGAGUGGAUUUACGGCUUUGCACAUCGCAUCGCACUAUGGCAACGUGAAGAUGGUGGAUCUUCUUAUCUCCAGAGGAGCAGAUAUCAAUUUCCAAGCAAAGAACAAUGUCACAGCACUUCACGUGGCUAGCAAGUGGGGUAAUGUGGCUGUAGUUGAACGUCUGUUGGCUUCUGGUGCGGAACUCGAGUGUUUCACUCGUGAUGGCUUGACGCCACUUCACUGCGCCUCUCGUUCUGGUCAUGCUCAGGUCGUUCAAUUACUCCUCAACGCUGGUGCAAAUUAUUUCGCAAAGACUAGAAGUGGACUCACCGCUCUACACAUGGCGGCCCAGGGGGAUCAUCCAGAGUGUGUGAAGUUGCUGCUCCUACAAGGCGCCAAUGUGGAUGAUGUGACAAUUGAUAACCUUACGGCCCUUCAUGUUUCCGCGCAUUGUGGCAGUGUCCGAGUCGCGAAGAUACUUCUCGACGCUCACAGCAAUCUCAACGCAAGAGCUCGGAAUGGCUUUACGCCACUUCACAUCGCUUGCAAAAAGAAUCGAAUAAAAGUUGUGGAACUCUUUCUAAAGCACGGCUGUAUGGUGGAUGUUGCAACAGAGUCCGGCUUAACCCCGCUACAUGUUGCCGCUUUCAUGGGAAAUACCAACAUUGUGGUGUUAUUGUUAAAACACUCCGCUGAUCCAAAUGGCCAAACAAUGCACAAUGAAACGUCCCUUCACUUGGCGUCUCGUGCAGGUCGAAUUGAAACAGUCAAGUUGCUUCUUCGAAAUGGCGCAAUCGUUGACGCCAAAUCAAGGGGCAACCAGACGUGUCUACAUGUGGCCGCUCUUCUGGGAAACUGUGAACUUAUUACUGUCCUUCUGCAAAAUGGAGCCAACGUCCAAGCUGUCACCAAAGAUGGCCAUUCAGCGCUUCAUGUUGCCACAAAAGCCGGACAUGAUGAGGCUGUUUCCCUACUAUUGGAGUCUGGAGCACCAACUGAUGUAUUGACUAAGUCGGGAUUCACGCCACUGCAUCUAGCAGCGAAGUAUUCGCGAUUGAAACCGGCGCAGUUGCUGAUUGAGGCUGGAGCCCAGUUGGAUGUGCCGGGCAGGAAUGGACUUACGCCGCUUCAUUUGGCCUCACAUUAUGGAUCGGUCAGUGUGGUCAAAGCUCUUCUCGACAAAGGGGUGGAAGUCGCCAGGUUGCUUUUGAAGGAUAAAGCCGAUCCUAACGCCGAAUCUCGAAAUGGCUUUACACCCCUUCACCUCGCGGCACAAGAUGGAAGUGUAGAAAUGGUUUGCCUGCUUCUUGAUCACAAGGCAAAGGUCAAUGCUAGAGCUAAGAACGGUCUUACUCCGAUGCAUUUAGCCGCCCAAGAAGAUAGCGUAAAGGCAGCAGAGGUUCUCUACGCGGCGGGUGCUCUGCUGGAUCCAACCACAAAAGCCGGUUAUACCCCUCUGCACACUGCUUGUCACUUUGGUCAGGUGCUGCGACGAGUCACCACUUGCGUAGAGUCCUGGGAGGAGAUUGAUACCUACGAUGAACAGGUAGAGGGGGUGGACGGAGGUCCAGCUGAACCCAAGGCGACAGCUGAUUACUUCAAUUCUCACCGAGCGAGCGGGAUUCCACGACUGGAAUUGGAAAAGCCGGAUUUGAUGGCCGAGCACCCUGUCACUGACACGGAGGAUGAUCAAGGCGAGGUCGAAUACACCGCCAUCCCGCCAUCACCCAUGUUCUCCCGCGCCGUCUCGCAACAGGCCAUAGAGGAAGAGCGAGUCGAGCAGGUGGAGGCUGGUCGCGCCAAUCAGAAAGCGAUUCUGCGGAAGCAACUGUCCAAUGACAAUGCAGCUUUCACGAGAGGCGGUGCAAGGCUCUCGGACAAGCACUCUGUUGUCUCGGGAGAAGACAGCAUUGAUGAGGGUAUUGGCUACACGAUAAAUCAGUCGCAGUUUGCGCGUGAUAAGGACGCAAACGGGGUCUUUGUCGUUGGUAAUGGCUUUAGGGCAUCCGGCCAGCGUCUGAAGCGUGCAGAUCGUGAAAGCAAGUUCUCUGGCAACGGAAGUGAAAAUAUCGGCUUUUCAAGUGGUUAUGGUGGUCUCGAGUGGGACUUUGUUCCCGACAAUGCUCCUAUCUGUCGCAAGCCAAUCACAUCUGGAUUUUUGGUCUCCUUCUUGGUUGACGCACGCGGUGGUUCAAUGCGGGCAAGUCGGCAUCCCGGACUGCGAAUCAUGGUGCCCCCCAGUGCUGCAAGUGCCCCCACUCGCGUCACUUGUCGGAUGCUGCGUCCAGAGCGUACUACCGCACCGCCCCAGCUCAAUGAUGGAGAGGGUCUUGCUUGCCGCAUAAUCGAGUUGGGUCCUCAUCCAUGCCAAUUCAAUUCACCUGUCUUGUUGGAAAUCCCCCACUUUGCUGCUUUGCGUGGGAGACAACGUGAAAUUGUCGUGCUUCGCAGUGAUGAUGCUGAAACCUGGAAGGAGCAUUCUCUCGAGGCCACGGAUCAGGCGGUUCGGAAUGCUCUCGGAUCCGUCCUCGAUACUCUGGAGACCACGGAACAGUUGAAGGAGAAGCGAAUUUUGCGUGUUCUGAUGAGCGAUUUCCCCCAAUACCUGGCUGUGGUCAGUCGUCUGCGUCAGGAGAUCGCUCUCAUUGGUUCAGAUGGUGGUGUUCUUAGCUCCACUGUCGUACCGCAAGUUCAAGCCGUCUUCCCUGAGGGCGCGCUUCAGAAACGGAUUCGCGUGGGUCUACAGGCUCACCAAAUUCCAUCUGACAUGGUCACUCGCCUAGUGGGCACUCAGGUCACCGUCUCGCCCAUUGUCACCAUCGAGCCGAGGCGUCGCAAGUUCCACAAACCCAUCACCCUUACCAUCCCUCUGCCUCGUUCGGCUGUAUCCAGCAAACAACACCACGGUGGUGCCGGCGCCGACUCGGCGGCCAAUAGCAGCCUCCGACUCCUCUGCUCCAUCACCGGUGGCACGGCCUCGGCUGUGUGGGAGGAUAUCACGGGUUCGACACCGCUUUCUCGUGUCAAGGACUGUGUCUCAUUCACCACCACUGUCUCUGCUAGACUAUGGUUGAUCGAUUGUCUGGUGAUUAAUGCAGCGGUGGAAGUUGCAAUGCGUCUCUACAAGGAGGCGACAGCUGUUCCCUACAUGGGCAAAUUUAUCGUCUUCGCGAAACGUCCAGAAGUGGAUGAAGCCUUAAUGCGUUGCUUCUGCAUCACUGAUGACAAAGUUGACAAGACCCUUGAAUGUCAAGAGGGCUUUGACUUGGUUGCGGCCAGCAACGAAAUCGAGGUGGUUGACAAUCGCCCCACUUGGCUAGAGUCGUCUGGCAACCUCGCUCCUGUUGUCAAAGCCGAUGAUCAGCUGAGACUUCAUUUCAACGCCUUUAGAGAGAACCGUCUGGCUUUCCCUGUGCGUAUCAAGGAUCCACAGCUGGAACCAUCUGGAAAACUCGCUUUUGUUCGCGAUCCACGUCCAGGCAGUGUGAAUGAAAUAAAACCCAUGCUCCAGGUAUUUGCUACUUCUACGAACUGUCGACUUAAUUACUUAUCCGUCCACAAGGUUUUUGAAUCUUAUUGUAUUUUUACGGAACAGGAAUUGGGAGGAACGACUAUCAAAGAAGCACUGCCAGUUAGGUCAAUUUGUGGACUAGAGGUAGUUCUGCCCUCGGAAAUUGGCGGUACUAGAUCCGGAUCCGUGUUGAUUAGUGGUGCUGACGGUGCGCACACAAUUGCCUCGACAACAGCGGCUACGUCAGUGGUGUCGUUGUCCUGUUCUCAGCCGCAGCACUUUGAACAUCCCAUCCAGAAUCUGCCAGAUACGGACUCGCAUGGACGGUGUUUGGUGGUUCCACCACCUGAAUGGGCAACUUCCAUGACUGUGGAUUCCAUAGCUCGCACUCAUCUCGACCUCGUGGAAAUCGCCACUCAAAUCGGCUCUGACUGGCCUCGCCUCGUGAAGGCACUCUUCGCUCGCGACUCCUCCGAGUUACCACCCUCGGCGGAUCAGUUGAUUGAUUGGAUCUCGCGGCGUUGCGCCUCCGCCGACACUCUGAGCGCGGCCGGACUCACGUACGAGGGGCUGCGAUGUGAUCGUGACCGUGCUCUCGCCAUCCUCCUUGCUUGGACUAUUGAAGCUGGUGAUGCUGCUACUGGCAACGAAUUGGACGUCGUGCUACGACAAAUCGGCCGCGAGGAUAUAGUGAAGAACUGUAUGCGUGAUAUCCGACCGGUGCUGGAGUUGGAUGAACGCGAAAAGUCAUAUCGAGAACUAGUCAACUGUUGUUUUCAAUCCUCUUUCUUUCCCGAUCAGGCGAAUGAGCAAAUCAAUUCAGCCGGUCAAGGUUGGGGCCCUGAAACACCAUCGACGCAUCAGGAGAUGAGGGUCACCUCGUUAAGCAGUGACUUUUCCACGGAGCACCUGGCGUCGGGUCAGCUGGAGUCAAUGGGUGAUUUGGUGGGUGAACGGGGGCUUCAUGCAAUGGAAUUUUCAUUGCCAUUGGGGGAGGAGGGCGCGAGUGAGGCGCAGAUUACAAGCACAUUAGAACCCUCGUCACCGGAGAAUGUAGAACCGGUGGAGAGGGCAGAGGUGACGCUGUUGCCAAGAGCGGAGCCGGAGAUUUCGGAGCUCUCGACGACGGAGCAAUCACAAUCCUUUGCCGUGACCGAUUCUGAAGUUCCACUGUCAAGCGAGCAAGCGGAGGCCCAAACGACCUCAGCGGAUAUGCCAACAACCCCCGCACUCGAUAUGACAAGCCGGGAGGAUGGUGAGGACGUCGUCGAGUGCUCCAGCUACUGCACGCCUUUACUUUCUCCGUUCACAGGUUGUGGCAUCACACAACGCGACUUGGACGCUGCUGUGACAGAACAGUGA